AUGAAAGGAUGUCACCCACAGGGAAAACGGAACGGGGCGGAGAAACAAAUUACGUCAACGAAACAAGCGAAACCAACAACUCCCGCCCCAUCUCCUCCCAAGCAACAUUCACCAAACCAGCAAAAUGUCAAUCGACCAAGGCAACCAGUGCCCGAGCCUCGCAGAGAGUUGAGACUGCAAACCGAUAUGGCGAUACAACGUUUGGGCGAAAGUGAGAAAGACCACCCACCAACUCACGAAGAGCUGUUCCUGUUCUUCCAGGAGAUGAACAAGUGGGAAUGUUUGGAUGAGCACCUUGUCGCCAUGCAGGAGAUUCAGGCCGAAUCAGUUGGUAUGGCGGAAGAUGAUGAGGACACAGAUGCUUCGGCUUCCUGGGUUGUCCAAUGGCAUUGCCAACUGCUUGUGCCAUACAAUUGGGUGCAUGGUGCACGCUGUGCACGAGAGGCAUGUGGACGACGACGGUAACAAGGAACAAAGGAUCAGUGCAAAGCUUGACCAGCUGCAAAAGAACCUCGGUGCCAUGCAGUACGAUCUGUACGUACAAUCGCUGGGGGGGGGGGUGACAAAUGCACUGCAUGCGUCCAAUUACACAAGACCUACAAUGCAUGAGUACAUUAAUUAGCAACUAGAAAUACAUCUCACAGUGUUAAACACUAUAAUUUUAUUGUUUAAUAUGUUAUCAAAAUCAAAAAAGCCUCCAAAAUCAUCACUUAUAAUUAUGUUACUAUGUGUAACAUGACACAAAAUACUUAUUUGCUGGAUGUGAUUACCUGCUAAAGCAAUGAAGAAAGCCAUUUUAAAUACUUCGAUAUGAAAAUAUUUACAUUUUAUUUAUAUUUUAUUGACAACAUCAGGCUUGCACAAUUGGUUGAUAAUAAAGUUACGACUCGAGUAAACAACAUUGCUGGACGUCUGUCCCAAUUCAAAUGUCCAUUUCACAGCGACAAUUAUUUGCAAGACUAUAGCGACCGCACAGCAGGAACUUUCUCGCAAAUGCGAUGAGAAUAUAGAAUGUGGGCAUCUAGCUGAUGCGAUGACAUACUUAGCAUCAACGUCAGACACAUAUUAUGCUCUUCAGGAGAGAACUGAAGAUGCAAUUAACACAUAUAAAUUGAUCAAAAAUCAAGUCCAUACCAACGUGGAACCACAGUCGGACGAACCAGUGGAACAUGCACAUACACAAGACAACCUCCACUACAAAUGCGAACCAGUCAAAGUUGUCAUCACCAUUGUGUUCAAUACCACCAUCAUUUCAACCACCGAGGAAAUCAUUUGCAACAACACGUAA
Paramuricea clavata is the source of this 1288-nucleotide messenger RNA. NCBI's taxonomy places the organism in Eukaryota, Metazoa, Cnidaria, Anthozoa, Malacalcyonacea, Plexauridae. The record is from the annotation of a GenBank genome assembly.